Helicoverpa armigera (cotton bollworm) is the source of this 1254-nucleotide messenger RNA. RefSeq lists its product as uncharacterized. Gene Ontology annotation, molecular function: odorant binding; olfactory receptor activity. The record is from RefSeq and is a predicted model, not a curated record. The coding region runs from base 13 to 1254 and encodes 413 amino acids. The transcript is spliced from 7 exons. Gene Ontology annotation, cellular component: plasma membrane. Lineage: Eukaryota; Metazoa; Arthropoda; Insecta; Lepidoptera; Noctuidae. Gene Ontology annotation, biological process: sensory perception of smell; detection of chemical stimulus involved in sensory perception of smell.
UACCAAUACAAAAUGGAGGAGACAUUUCUUGCGUUCCAUCGCGUCUUAUCCUUCGCUGGCAUCCCAAUCUUUGCCAAAAACAAUUGGAAUUCUAAGCGGUGGUUGCUCCUUCAGAUCUUGAACUUCAUUGUAGGCAACUUAUGUUUCGUUUUUACCACUGGUUUUGUUGCAACCAGCUACACUGAUUUCCUUCUCUGCAUACAAGGAGCUUGUAUCUGGACAACGGGAGUCAUUAUGACCAUUUCCAUAUGGGUCUGUUUGAUCUUCAGAAAGAAGUUUCGAAGAUUUUUGGAGGAGAUGGCCUUUCAAGAUGGGAUGAUGGGAAUGCCUUUGAUAAAGCAUAUCUUUCUGGUCUCCUCAAAAGGAGAAAGAAUUAAUGAGUUAAGAGAACUGGUUAAUGAUUCGCAAUAUAAGUUGUUUAAGUAUACGAGGGUUUUGUUAAAGACGUAUGUUUUGAGCGUUUUUGUGUGCGCUACUUUGUAUCUUUGCACUCCAAUUUAUUUGAUGAUUGCGAGGGAGGAUAAAUCUUUGCGACUUUUGGCUUUUGACAUGUGGUUUCCAUGGAGUUUGGAAAAUUAUACCGUCUACAUUGUUUCCUUCAUAUUUCAUGCGUACGCUGGAUAUUUGUGUUGCAUUGCGUAUCCAGGUCUACAAUCAACAAUAAUCCUUCUCAUUGGUCAAGUAAUUCGUCAGACAAGGAUUUUAACAUUUAUUCUUCUCCAUUUGAAUGAGUUGGUUCUAGAAGUAACUGGAGUCCAAGAUGAAGAAUGGCAAACCUAUUGCACUUUGGUCCAUUCUCAGUGUGUGGAUCAUUAUGUGAAGAUUAAAAGGUUCAGCAAUCGACUCAACGUUAUCUGUCGUCCAUUUUACUUAACAUUGAUAUUAGUUGCUAUUAUGCUAGUUUGCAUGUGUUCUGUGAAAAUAGCAAUAUCGGAUAAAUUAUCAUUAGACACGAUGAAGUAUUACGUUCACGAGUUCUGUUUUAUUCUGAUGGUACUCAUGUUUUGUUUGUUGGGACAACAGGUUGAGAAUGAGUGUGAAGCAUUAGAGAAAGCAGCCACAGAGAAAUGGUAUAUCUUCAACAAGACACACAAGGUCAACGUGCUGAUAUUCAACAUGGCGCUCAGUCAGAGAAUGCCGAUAUACAUAUUCGGAACUAUUACUUUGUCUUUGCCGACGUUUACAUGGUUCAUUAAGACCGGGAUGUCUUUCUUUACUCUCGUGAUGUCAGUUUUAGAAGAAGGAGAAUACUAA